UGGGUUAAAUUUAUUUCCUUCUUGCAGCUGUGCAACAAAUUCCGAGACAAAGGAAGAGGUUGCAAUCAAGAGAAUUGCAAAUGCAUUUGACAACAGGAUUGAUGCUAAAAGAACCCUACGCGAAAUCAAACUGCUUUGCCAUAUGGAUCAUGAGAAUGUUAUUAAAAUUAAGGAUAUCAUACGUCCACCAGAGAAAGAUGAGUUCAAUGAUGUGUAUAUUGCAUAUGAACUUAUGGAUACCGAUCUGCAUCAGAUAAUACACUCUUCCCAGGAACUCACAGAUGAUCAUUGCCAGUAUUUUCUGUAUCAGUUGUUGCGGGGACUGAAAUACAUACAUUCUGCAAAUGUAUUGCACCGAGAUUUGAAACCAAGUAACUUGCUUCUCAAUGCAAACUGUGACCUCAAGAUUUGUGACUUCGGGCUUGCAAGAACUACCUCAGAGACAGAUUUUAUGACAGAAUAUGUUGUAACUCGUUGGUAUAGAGCUCCUGAAUUGUUGCUCAACUGCUCAGAAUACACUGCAGCCAUUGAUAUUUGGUCUGUUGGUUGCAUCUUAAUGGAGAUUCUUAAGAGGGAACCACUGUUUCCAGGUAAAGACUAUGUCCAGCAGCUGCUGCUUAUAACAGAGUUGUUAGGUUCACCAGAAGAAUCUGAUCUCGGAUUCCUGAGGAGUGAGAAUGCUCGAAAGUAUGUCAAGCAACUCCCUUGUGUCCCAAAGAAGCCUUUCUCACACAAGUUCCCAGAUGCGUCCCCAAUAGCCAUUGAUCUUGCGGAAAGGAUGUUAGUUUUUGAUCCAUCUAAACGCAUAACCGUUGAGGAAGCAUUGAAUCAUCCAUUUUUAUCGGGUCUCCAUGAGAUCAAUGAGGAGCCAACUUGCCCAUCUCCUUUCAUCUUUGAUUUUGAACAAUCAUCUUUGAGUGAAGAGGACAUAAAGGAGCUCAUAUGGAGGGAGUCCCUCAACUUCAGCCCGGAUGAGUAAUCACAACGAUUUUCUUCCGUGUUUCUAUCGUUUAGUUCAUUAAACUCUUGAGUGUUUGAUUUUGGAUUGGAUGGUGAGUACAUAUAUAAUAUGUGAUUUGAGUUUUGGUACAAGCAGAGUGGUCAAGGAGAUAGGUUCUUCAAUGUAUUGACUGGCUGCUGGGAGGCUGUGGUUGUUGGUAUAAUAUUGGGGCUUUGCUUCAUUCUCUCUUCGAGAGUCUGCCCCAUGAUGAAUUUGUAUGCAAAAAAGAAGGUUAUUAGCCUAGCCUUCAUUUUUUAUUUGUAUUGUAUAUUUUGAAUUGAGUUUUAUUAAUACAAUAGUAGAAAAUAGAAAAUAAGAAAGUACUCAUGCUGCUAUUUCAUUUAAUUCCUAUUAA
Messenger RNA from Camellia sinensis, 1355 nucleotides. NCBI's taxonomy places the organism in Eukaryota, Viridiplantae, Streptophyta, Magnoliopsida, Ericales, Theaceae. The record is from RefSeq and is a predicted model, not a curated record.